Molecule: messenger RNA, 5090 nt
Organism: Acipenser ruthenus (sterlet)
Lineage: Eukaryota; Metazoa; Chordata; Actinopteri; Acipenseriformes; Acipenseridae
Product: high-affinity lysophosphatidic acid receptor-like
Exons: 2
Coding region: 355-1476 (373 amino acids)
Biological process (GO): G protein-coupled receptor signaling pathway
Cellular component (GO): membrane
Molecular function (GO): G protein-coupled receptor activity
Source: RefSeq, a predicted model, not a curated record
UGGGGGCUGAGCUGCUCUUUGGGGUAUAUAACUAUAGGAACAGAGCCGAAACCUCAGGACGUGUAUUUAAUCGUCUGUGGCUGAUCGCACUGCAAUGGGACUAGAUGAUACUGCUAGGGAAUGUAAUAUAUGACAGGAGUUUGGGUCGAAGGUAAACCAUAUCUCCUGGGUGAAUGUCUUAUAAUACCCAACAUAAAUUGCUUAAAGAUGCACUCCACAGCCUCAAAACCAUCCAACAGAACGCUAGGUGCACUUCAUGUAAAAAUAUGUCCUGGAAUGAAUCACUAUGCAUUUGAACAUUGGUACUCUCUCAUCAUGAUAACUUGCUGCUGUUAAAUACUCACCAUCUUUAAAAUGGCUGCUUGCAACAGCAGUUUACUGGUGGCUUGUGAGCUGCAAGACUCCAAUACUUCAAGCCUCUCAGUUGUCGGAUUUACAACUAUGCCCAUUCAUCUAAGGAUAUUCUUGGCAGCAGUCAUGAUGGGUAUGGUUGCCAUCAGUUUCUUGGGCAAUGCUAUAGUCUGUCUGAUAGUCUACCAGAAACCAGCCAUGCGGUCUGCCAUCAAUCUGCUUUUGGCAACCCUUGCCUUUUCCGACAUAAUGCUUUCCCUCCUUUGUAUGCCUUUCACCGCUGUUAGCAUUAUUACUGUCGACUGGCAAUUUGGAGUCUAUUUCUGUAAGAUAUCGGCAAUGCUAUACUGGUUCUUUGUCCUGGAAGGAGUUUCGAUACUCUUAAUCAUCAGUGUUGACCGCUUCUUAAUCAUCGUUCAGCGACAAGACAAACUCAACCCAUACCGUGCCAAAAUAAUGAUCACCGUUUCUUGGCUACUCUCGUUUUGCAUCUCUUUCCCAUCAGUGGUGGGCAGGACUGUUGUGGAUGUGCCAACCCGGGCUCCCCAGUGCGUUUUGGGUUAUACAGAGUCCCCUGCAGACAGGGCCUACGCUGUUCUGCUGGUGGUGGCAGUUUUCUUCAUCCCCUUCAGUGUCAUGCUGUACUCCUACCUCUGUAUCCUCAACACGGUGCGCCGCAAUGCAGUGCGAAUUCACAACCACGCAGACAGCUUGUGCUUGAGCCAGGUCAGCAAACAAGGCCUCAUGGGCUUGCAGCGGCCCCAAAAGAUGAAUGUAGACAUGAGUUUCAAAACCAGAGCGUUCACCACCAUUCUGAUCCUUUUCAUCGGUUUCUCCAUCUGCUGGCUGCCCUACACAGUGGUGAGCUUGCUGUCUGUGUUCAGCCAUCGUUUCUACUACAGCCCAUCUUUUUAUGUCGUCAGUACUUGUGUGCUCUGGCUGAGUUACCUGAAGUCUGUCUUUAACCCCAUUAUAUACUGUUGGCGGAUUAAAAAGUUCAGAGAGGCAUGCAUGGAGUUCAUUCCCAAAACUUUCAAGAUCCUCCCCAAAGUGCCUGGAAGGAGCAGAAGGAGAAUACGGCCAAGUACUAUUUAUGUCUGUAGUGAACAUCAGUCUGCCGUUUAAAAAAGAGCCCACAACAAAAGUACCAAUGUAAUGCUUAAUUCCUACCUUUGUGUUUGGACUGCACAAGUCCUACUGCCACUCAUAACAAUUAAAAGCAAGCAGCUCAUAGUAUCUAGUAGUUUAAGUGGACUAGCUCUAUAUAAAUGACUUAUUUUCUGAUAAAAAAUAAAUGAUGGUUGUCAGUGGUGGAUAGUUUUCUGCCUUUUUUGGUGUUCUAGACAUUAUAUAGUGAAAUGCAUUGUUCUGGAGCAAAGUAAUGGUAAAAAAAUAUCCCACAAUAAACAGAAUUUACAAAAGUAAAUCAAAUCUUUGGAAGUUAUGAUACAUUUCAAUAAGAAUAAAAAGAUUUGUAGUUUAUUUGAAAAUAAGUCUUCUUUAAACUGCUUGGAUAUAAAUUAAUCAUCACUGGUGUGCUACUUAACUCAACAAUGCAGACUUGUAAAAAAGGCAUGAAAAAUGACUUUAGUAUGACUACAUUUUCCCUUAUUAGACAUGGAAACAAAUGCAGACAACCCAAGUUUAUGAGUUUGAUUUCAGGGAGACCUUCAUGGGGACCCGGCCCUACUGAGUCUAAGCAUUGUUUUUCAUUUGCUACCUCUACAGACAUACUUUAUGGGUAUUUAUAGAGCAAAACACAAAGAUAAAAUACUGACCUGCAAAAAAUAAACAUAAUAUAUAAUAUAUACACACACACACACCACUGGGUACUGAGUAGUUUUUUUCUAAAGUUCCUUUUCAAUUGUUUAGCCAGGAUCACAAUUACAGAUAAACUUUUUUUAUAACUAAAACCAGAGAUCAUCAGGGAAAGCAUUUACCUGCACAUGAUUUGUACAGCUGUUUAUCCCACCAUGGCCGAUAGAUCUGAAUUGCACACUGGGCACCAGGGCUUCAGUGUUUUACAGAAAUAACACACAGCCUUGUUUUUGUAUCAUCCAUCGAGAACUUUAUAUUAUAUCAUACCAGAACUGGCAGAAGGCACAGGUGUCAUCCAUCAAAUCAACAGUACAAAGGUCACUCUUGAAAUCAGGACUUAAAGGAUGUGUUGCAGUAAGAAUACCUCCGUUAAGAAAGGGGAACAAGAUUAAAAGGCUAAAAUAUGCACAACACCCCAGAAAUUGGACGAUGGAACAAUGGUCAAAGGUGCUUUGGACUAUUGAUGGAUGGACAAUGACACCUGUGCCUUCUGCCAGUUCUGUUGUCAAUUCAACGCUUAUCUUUUUAUUCCUUAAGGAUAUUAUUAUCUUCAAGUAUUGCUCAUCCUUGUUAGACAGCUUUCCAGGUCUUGGGUUUGUCAAUUACAGAUGAUGUUUCUCUGUACUUGUUGAUUAUGCUUCAGAUACCACACCUUGAAAAUCAAUUGAUGCGUGCUAUUUCACACAAUAUUUUUCUUUCCUUAUGCAAGUCAAGGUUGUUAUAAUAGUAGAAAACACUAGCGGAGGCUUUGAGUAAAUUGUUGAGGCUGAUAAUGCAUCAGAGUAGAAAAAUGCAACAUGCCCAAGACUUUUGCACAGCAGUGUGUGUGUGUAUAUAUAUACACAAACAUACAUGGAUGAAGGCUAUAUUUGCUUCCUGAGCCAUUCUAAAAAAAAAAAAGCAUAAUACCACAGUAGUGACAUAAAAAAAGUGAUAAUUCCUCUAGAGGAAAAUAUACUUGAACUUUGACAGCAACACCCACAGUACAGAAAUGUUCAUCAAUGAGCAACAAAAUGAGAAUACGUUAAAAAAAAAAAAAAAAAAGAUGUAAAGCUGGUACAUUCGUAUCUCAGAGAAACAACACGGAUAACGACAUAGAAUGUCUGUACAGCACUGAAACACUACAUUUAAAAAAACAAACUGUACUGCUGAACCCCGUCUUCUUUAAUAUUAGCAUCACAAGGGUAUCCAUGUAUUAUAAAAAAAAAUAAUAGAUGGGCCUCCUUUAGUGAGUCUCGGGUUUCUGUGACAGUUUAUAAAUUAUUCGAUUUAGGCUUGUAUUUCUGCAAGGUUUUCUAUCAUUUUUGGCAGGAGGGAGAGUGCUAUGCGGAUCAGGGAGACUCUCAGAAGUUAUGGGAGACUUGGGUUGUCUGCAAUUCAAUUAGUUGCUUAGUGCCAAACUAUUUUAGUUGGUUUCAGGCUGUUAAAAAAGACCAAAAAGUAUAUUCAAUCUCACAUGAAAGUGUGGUUUAAACCAUUUUUCAUAAUAUUUCAGAUCAAACGUUAAGAUAUCUAAAAGAUAACAAAUAUUAGACCACUAAGCUAAUGUCAAGGAUAAAGGGAGUGCGGUAUUGUUAGGAUUUUAGCUGUAUCAGAUCUUUCGUAAUUAAAAAAAUGCUGUUUUGAAAGGGAAAAUAUAACUGAAAUCUAUUGGUGUUGCUUUUGACCACAUUUACUUGUAGUUAGUACUGUUUUUAAACAAUUUUGUAUAAGUUUAUUUUGCAUUAAUGUGAAUAGUAGGUUAUUAUUUAUAAAUUUCAUUCAAACGCAGUAGGUGUUACCUGGAUUAUUUAUGAAACGUGUUGUAAACCCACUUGUUCACGAUGUGAUAUCUUGUUUUGUUUUCUUUAAGUGUACAUUUCGUAAAUCACUGACCAAAAUGAAAAACUGUACUUUUUUUUUUUAAAUAAAGGCUUUUCUCUUAUUUAUAAGUCUCUGACCAUGACAAAUGCAAUUGUAUUUGUUUAUUUAAAAGAAACUCCUUUAGAGCAUUCAAAAUAACAGGAGAAAAAAAUCUUUCUUGAAUUGAAUUGAAAGGUAGAACAGUCGCAUUGGAAAUAUGGUGAAAGAAAUCAGUUACACCUUUUGUCACUGCAAGUAUCCCCACAAGUCCAGUUCCUUCAACUAAAAAUAUGCUUACAAUUCAAAUCCUGCAAGUCAUGCUUAUUCUCCUGCAGCAAAGAAUGGAAGUCAGCGUGGAGGAGCCUGCUUCAAAUGAUUCUGGAGUUCUAAAAGGAAGGAAGGAAGACAAGAACAUGGAGCACUGUCUACAUAAAGCAAAAGAGUUGAGGUUAAGGUUCAGUGAAGCGAGGUGAUGUAGUAGGUUAAUUACUUUCUGAAGGUCUGGGUUAGUUUACACGUGAAAUGCGUAUUAGGCUCAACAGUAGUCACACAAUUGCCACAGUAUGCAAUUUGGCAUUGUGGAUUUAUUUACUGGAUUUUGCCAAAAUUAAUGUUACACUGAUAAAGGGGGAUUUAUAGUAAAUCUUCUUAACUCAUAGCAGAAGUUUCAGUUUAUUGUAACACAUAAUAUUUGGUUUAUUUUUUUCUUUAAGGAAUGCAUUUCUAUUCACUGCAUUUGCACUGUACUGUCAAUGAAAAAUAGCAAUAAACUACCACAUCCCAUUAGUAUUAUUAUUAUUUAGUAAUUUAGCAGACACAUUUAUCAAACGCGACUUACAGUUACUAGGGGGUGAACUAUAUAUCAACCACUGCUGCUGCAGAGUCACUUACAAUAGGACCUCAGUUUUACGUCUCAUCCGAUGGACAAUACCUUGUCUCCACAAUCAGCCUUGACACAUGGGCUUGCAUGAGUCAGCAGUAUCAGUUUUGAUAUGAAAAUAACUUUGAAUGUAAGUUUUGCAGAUAAUGCUGUAUAACACUGUAGUUCAAUUUUGUAUUCAAUUUUUAUCCAUACUACA